Molecule: messenger RNA, 2340 nt
Organism: Fusarium musae
Lineage: Eukaryota; Fungi; Ascomycota; Sordariomycetes; Hypocreales; Nectriaceae
Exons: 2
Coding region: 1-2340 (779 amino acids)
Biological process (GO): nucleoside triphosphate metabolic process
Molecular function (GO): ribonucleoside triphosphate phosphatase activity; nucleoside triphosphate diphosphatase activity
Source: RefSeq, a predicted model, not a curated record
AUGUCCUUCCACAACUUAAAUACGAAUCCUUCUAGGGAGGAUCGCGACAAUGCUUCGUUCCUCUCUCCUAUCGCAUACGACGACGAUGCUUCGUCUCUUCACUCCCGUAGCGAUCAAGAUACCGAUACCGACGAUGACGAACUUAUCUCGCGGGCGAGAAACAGUAGAGAAUUGCGUGCUCAUGAUCGUAUCGUGUUGAUGGAGGAGGAAGAUAUCGACCGACUUGUUACCGAUUCGCGACAAAAGAAAGAACGGGAGCGUCGUGGCUCAGGACUCGCAGUACCUAAUAUAGGCAAAAUCUUUGGUCGUCGAGGAAGCAGUUCAGGGAAUCGUUCGAUCAACAGCUCCGCCGAAAAUCUUGUGAUUGAGAAGCGAAAAACUCGACGCCAACGGAGACAGAGGAAACGAGAGAAACUUGUGGAGCAUGCUCAACAUGGAGAGGACGGAGAGUUGAUGUAUGAGAUGGAAGAGGGAGGUAUGAAGGAAGGAAGCUCAACUGGCGAGAGCAGCGAGAGGGAUGAUAGUGACGAAUUGGAUCGGCAUCAUCUAAAUAUGAUUGCCGAAGCAAAGGCCCAGCGACGUCGCAGCUGGCGCCGGUGGGUCUUCAUUCACUCCCUGAUCGCCAUAGGCUUCGCGAUCUUAAUUCUAUUAGCCUGGAAGCUAUCCAAGAAUCGCAGGAACAGAUUCACCAAGGCGAACCAGCCCCUGGUCAGCAAUGGAACCGCCCUCUUUGCGCCCACGUCCCUCAUCAUCAGCCUGGAUGGUUUCCGCGCCGACUUCCUCCAACGUGGAUUGACGCCUACCUUAAAUUCGUUCGUUGCUGAGGGAGUGUCGCCGAAAUGGAUGCAUCCUUCUUUUCCAUCAGUCACGUUCCCGAACCAUUACACUCUUGCGACAGGCUUAUAUCCCGAAAGCCAUGGCAUCGUCAGCAACACCUUCUGGGAUCCUGACAUGCAAUCGCAAUUCUACUACACCCAUCCUGGCCAGAGCCUUGACCCAAAAUGGUGGGGAGGAGAGCCAUUCUGGGUCACAGCAGAGAAACAAGGGGUUCGGAGUGCUGUCCAUAUGUGGCCAGGAAGCGAGGCACAUGUCCUCCACACUGAACCAAGCUUGAUGGAUAAGUUCAAUGGCAAAGAAACACUUGAGAACAAGGUUGCCAGAAUCAUGGAGUUUCUUGAUAUGCCCGGCUUUGAGGACAAGACCGUGGACACUGGCAACAUGCGACCACAAUUGAUUGCCGCUUACGUUCCUCAUGUCGAUAGUGAUGGUCAUAAAUUCGGUCCCAACUCCACCGAGAUCCGCCAAACCAUCAGUAACGUGGACAGCAUGCUGAGACAGGUCUUCCAUGGUCUUGAGCAACGCAACUUGACCGACAUUGUCAAUGUGAUUGUCGUCUCCGAUCACGGGAUGGCAACCACAGAUAUCUCAAGACUAAUCCAGCUCGAAGACCUCAUCGAUACUGACAAGAUUGAACAUAUCGAUGGCUGGCCGCUCUACGGCCUUCGUCCCAAGAAUCCCGACGACCUGAAAGGACUCUAUGAUGAGCUCAAGGAGAAGUCAAAGUCAAACCCCAAAUUUGAAGUCUAUCUUCGUGAUGUCGACAUGCCCGAGCGAUAUCACUUCUCCAAGCAUCACCGCAUCGCCCCGUUGUGGGUUAUACCUGAGACAGGAUGGGCCAUUGUCACCAGAGACGAGUUCAAUGUUGAAGAAGGAAAGAAGAAGAAUCUCGUAUAUCAUCCGCGAGGCCUACAUGGUUAUGACCAUGAGCAUCCACUUAUGAGAGCCAUUUUCAUUGCCCGUGGCCCUGCGUUCCCCCACCCAGCGAACAGCCAGAUCGAAGUUUUCCAAAACAUUGAGGUGUACAACAUGUUGUGCGACUCCGUUGGUUUGACGCCCAGCCCCAACAAUGGAACUUUAAGGCUUCCCCUGAAGCCCAUCGGCGUGCACAAGCCCGAAGAUACACCCGAGGAACCUGCCGAUCCUCCGUCCGCCCCCAAGAAGCCGGCGCGCCCAACUUUGCCGGAGAAGCCAAGUCAUCCCGAGCGGCCAACUGUGCCCCAAAAGCCCACCCAGCCUGAACGACCUACGGUUCCAGUUGCCCCUACGCAGUCCGCCAAGGCGACAUUCUCACUCAACAAACCCAUGAAACCAUCAAAGUCGGCUGUCCCCUCUAAGGACAGCGGAGGUAAGGAUGGUGAUAGUGACAGCGACAGCGACGGCGACGGCGACGGCGAUAGUGACAGUGGCGACGAUGACGAUGAGAAAGACCAAGGAAUCUGGGAUUGGUUCACUCACAAAGUGGAGAAAGUCUGGCAUAAAAUCACUGGAGAUGAUGAUUGA